ACAAAUAAAUAAACAAACAAAUAAAUAACGUGUAAAAGACUUCCACCACCUUCACUUCCCUGCAGUUAACCGUUACUGCAACUCUCUUCUCUGCUGGCCUUGCUGGUGAUUGAGCCAAAAGCCCAGGAAACAACAAAAAGUUGAUGGCUAAUGAGUUUCUCAGACGCGAGUAUCCCUAUCGUAUUUACACGGACUCGUCCACCUUCUGCUCUCUGGAUUCAGGCAGGCUUAAGAUAGGCGAGACGCUAUGUGGGGUGUUAACACCUUUCCUUGGCUUCAUUGAAUGUUUGAUCUUUAGCUUUGUCGGUUGCUUCCAUCGCCAUCGUCCUCGAAAAUGUCUCUCUUACUCUUUCAACGACGUUGUUCGUCUCGCUAAGAAUUCACCUUUUAGUGUGAAUGAGGUGGAGGCGUUGCGCGAAUUGUUCAACAAAUUGAGUAGUUCAAUUAUCGAUGAUGGCUUAAUCCACAAGGAAGAGCUCAGAUUGGCACUAUUCAAUACUCCGGCUGGUGAAAAUCUUUUUCUGGACAGGUUAUUUGAUCUUUUCGAUGAAAAGAAAAAUGGAGUCAUUGAAUUUGAGGAGUUCGUCCAUGCACUCAGUAUAUUUCAUCCCCAUGCUCCUCUGGUGGACAAGAUUGAUUUCGCGUUUAGGCUGUAUGAUUUGAGGCAGACUGGAUUUAUCGAGCGGGAAGAAGUUAGGCAAAUGGUGGUUGCCACUUUGCUGGAAUCUAGCAUUGAGGUGUCGGAGGAAACUCUUGAACUUAUCAUUGAUAAGACAUUUGUAGAUGUUGAUUCAGACAAGGAUGGUAAAAUUAACAAAGAUGAUUGGAAAGCUUUUGUUAUUCGCCAGCCAACACAUAUAAAGAACAUGACACUUCCCCAUCUAAAGGAUAUCACCGCUGUUUUUCCAAGUUUUAUCUUCAACACACAAGUUGCUGACUAUCAAUGUUUGAAGUUCUACCUAUAAGCUUAAAAGUUCGGCUCUUUAUUGCCUUGAGAACCCUUCAAUUGAUACAGUCAUUCUGCAAAGUCAACCACGUCAUAUCUCAAUUCGUUAUGUAAAUUUAUUUGUUUGAAAUUGUGAAUUACUCCGCACUUUUUUAAAAAUCUUUUUAAACAUUGCAUAUAGACUUUUUAGAUAUGCUACCUUGUACGUUACAACAGAAAUUAAGGAGGACGACCAAGUGGUAUAAGAUAAAAUUUUGGAUAUAA
This is a messenger RNA of Ziziphus jujuba (common jujube), 1210 nucleotides long. Its product is annotated as calcineurin B-like protein 10. The coding region runs from base 144 to 965 and encodes 273 amino acids. Gene Ontology annotation, molecular function: calcium ion binding; kinase binding. The record is from RefSeq and is a predicted model, not a curated record. NCBI's taxonomy places the organism in Eukaryota, Viridiplantae, Streptophyta, Magnoliopsida, Rosales, Rhamnaceae. Gene Ontology annotation, biological process: calcium-mediated signaling. The transcript has 9 exons.